Cucurbita moschata (crookneck pumpkin) is the source of this 2196-nucleotide messenger RNA. RefSeq names its product probable inactive protein kinase DDB_G0270444. Lineage: Eukaryota; Viridiplantae; Streptophyta; Magnoliopsida; Cucurbitales; Cucurbitaceae. Bases 454 to 1212 code for a protein of 252 amino acids. The transcript is spliced from 2 exons. The record is from RefSeq and is a predicted model, not a curated record.
UCUAGAGAAUGAGUUGUCAAUUUCACAACGUGACAUGACGAUUGCUCAGUACUUCCACAAGGUCAAAUCGAUCUGUCGGGAGAUUACUGAACUAGACCCAAAGUUUGUCAUUGUAGAAUCUCGAAUGAAGAGGAUUAUAAUCCACGGAUUGCGACCGAAAUAUCGAAGCUUCAUUACUGCUGUACAAGGAUGACCCACUCAACCAUCACUUGUAGAGUUCGAAAAUUUGUUAGCUAGCCAAGAAGCCAUGGCUAAACGGGUGAAGAAGAAAAACUCUACACAAGUGAAAGUUGGAGCAAUAAUAGGCCAUCUACCAAACGUGGAUACAAUUGUGACAAAAGAAGAAGCCACCAAGGAACUACACAACCUGAGAGAGCUUAGAAGAAUGACAACAAGAGUUUCCAAGAAAAGAGAUUUGGAGGUAUUUGCUAUAAUUACGGGAAAAAGGGCCACAUGUCUAGAGAUUGUUGGUUCAGGAAAAAGUCGGUUGAAAGCAAUGUGGCAAUAUCCAAAAAGAAGAUAGAGGAUGAAUGGGAUGCAGAGGUACUAUGUCCAAUAGUAGAAGACAAGCUAGCACUCAUGGCAAUGAUGGAAGAGCAUAUCAAUUACGAGGAUGACUGGAUCAUUGAUUUCAGAUGCUUAAACCACAUGAUUGACGAUCAAAGCGGUGCAAUGGAAGAGGGGUGGCCCUCAGAGAAGGAAGUAUUACUAGGCCUUGAGCAAACCGAAGAAAUUCUUUUACAGAACACAGAGGAGCAAACAGAAGAAAUUCUUUUACAGAACACAGAGGAGCAAACCGAAGAAAUUCUUAUACAGAAUACAGAGGAGCAAACCGAAGAAAUUCUUAUACAGAACACAGAGGAGCAAACCGAAGAAAUUCUUUUACAGAACACAGAGGAGCAAACCGAAGAAAUUCUUUUACAGAACACAGAGGAGCAAACCGAAGAAAUUCUUUUACAGAACACAGAGGAGCAAAUUGAAGAGAUUCUUCCACAAAAGACGGGGGAGCAAAUUGUACAUAUUUGCUUAAGUGCUGAUGUGCCUGAACAUUCAAGUGACACUAGUCUUGGUGAGCAAGAAGUGACUCAACCAAGUGAGCCUAGCGAAAAUGAAAUGACACCUCAACAACUCAAACAUUCAGAAAUAAUCCUAAAGGCAAAUCCAGAGUGUGCCAACGCAGUAGAAGAUGAAGUUAAUGAGCCGGAGACAUGAAGAAACAUCACAAAACUCAGCUUGGCAGAAAGCGAUAGAGGAAGAAACUAUAGCCCUGGAACAAAAUCAGACUUGGGAAUUAGUACCAAGACCAAGAGAUACCAAACUCAUCUCUUGCAAGUGGGCUUACGGAAUAAUGUGUACCCCGGAUGGAUCAAUUGUGAGAUACAAAGCUCAGACUAUAGAUUCAGGGUUCCCUCAAGAAUAUGGACUAGACUAUGAUGAAACGUUUAGUCCAGUGGCAAAGAUCAUUAUCAUACAAGUUCCUCCAGUACUUACGGUAAAUAAAGAUUGGAAAUUAUGGCAUAUGGUUAUGAAUAAUGCUUUCUUGCAUGGAGAGUUAAACAGAGAGUUCUACAUGGACCAAUUGAAUAAAUUUGAAAAUGAAGUUGGAGUCAUUGAUCAAUAUAUGCAAAAUCCGUAGAAGCCUCAUUUGGAUGCGACUCGACGGACCUUGAGAUAUGUCAAAGGUAUAAUCAAUUACGAUCGUUUAUACAAAAGAAGCGAAGACUGGAAGCUAGCUGGAUAUAGUGAUGUCGACUAUGCAGGAGACCACGAUACCCGAAGAUCAAUCACUGGGUAUGUGUUCAAGCUCGGUUUGAGAACAAUUUUUUGGUGUAAGAAAAGACAACCAACAGUAUCAUUGUCAACUAGAGAAGCAGAGUACAGAGCAAUAGCUGGAGCAGCUUAGGAAAAUACAUGUUUAAAACUUUUGAUGGAAGAUUGGCACCAGAAAAUUGAGUAUCCAAUACCACUUCAUUGCAACAAUCAAUCUGCGAUUCGCCUAGCAGAAAAUUCGGUGUUUCAUGCUAGAACAAAGCAUGUGGAGGUGCACUACCAUUUCAUUAGAGAGAAGGUUCUAAAGGAAGAAAUCGAGAUGCAACAGAUCAAGAUAGAUAACCAAGUGGCAAACUUGUUUACAAAAGGGUUGAAUACUGGCAAACAUGAGAGUUUUCGCUGUCAGCUCAACAUGGUGCAGCGAAU